UGAGGCACAUGUUUUGUAGAGACUACCACGGCAUAAAUUCAGCGUGACGCCCCUUUUUAGGUGUAAAGUCGCGUUCAAGUCUUAUUAUUCCUCACGUCACCUAGAGAUAACCAACAAAUAGAAGAAGAAGUAUCUGAUUCUCAAUUGCAUAUCGUUUCUAAAAGUAUCCACGAAUCAAUGGCAUCAGCGCAAUUUAAAGAGACUGAAUCUACACGUGAUGUGACUGAUGUCGAUACGGACGGGACUGCAGAAAGUGAAAUUGAAAAAAAAGAUGAUCACAUUCGAAUUUCUGGAGUGCAAGAAAUUUUCAAACCGAGGCCAUCAAAUGUAUGCUGCUUCCCACUUUUUCGAUCGUGCAACAGGGAGGUCCAGCUCCAAGCACAUAACGUGUUUAUUUUACAGCUAGAAGAUUUAUUCCACAAUGAAAAUUUGACCUACGAUACUACUGAGGCUAAUUUGAACCUAGGAGACAUUUCUGAAGAUGAAGAAAUUUGGGUAUUCGAUAUUCCCAAAACGAUCAAUCCCAAGAACUUUAAAGGACAAUCGAUAAAGCUUGGGAAAAAAAACAAUUUUCAAGUUGGGAACGAAUUGUAUGAAACAUGUUCAAGUGCAAGUGACAGCAAGCAGCAUUUGUCUUUAGUCUUUAAUACUGGUAGACGAAAGCGACCUUACAAAACAAUUAAUGUGAAACCUGCAGGCUGUGUACAAGUUCGCCAGAAACUUUCCAGCAUAGUGGAUAUAGAUUUGGUAUCUCCAAAAAAGGCAAGCGUACCCUUUCCAAAGAAUCUUAAACUUAGGCACCCUCUAUUUGGCCAUGAUUAUCGCGACAAAGUUAUAUCUGUUGAGAAAUGAAUUUGGCUGACUGGUAAUUGAAUGGUUUGUACCUGAAACUUAGGUUACAUGGAAUUCUUCAGCAAGUGAAAUUAUUUGUACCUAUUUGGCGAGAUAAAACUCGCAUUAAUAUUGUGAGCACGAAGUGAUACAUGCGUAAAUAACAAUAAAGUUCUGUAGAUUGAAUAGAUAAAUAAACUAUUGGUGUAUUUAAUUUCAAUAAAGUGGUGAAAAUUAUACUAGGAGCAUCCUUACUGUAUAA
Molecule: messenger RNA, 1093 nt
Organism: Neodiprion fabricii
Lineage: Eukaryota; Metazoa; Arthropoda; Insecta; Hymenoptera; Diprionidae
Exons: 4
Coding region: 178-852 (224 amino acids)
Biological process (GO): transcription by RNA polymerase I
Source: RefSeq, a predicted model, not a curated record